AUGUCAGUAAACAACAACAACAACAACAACACCACAGAGUUGAUUAUACGUCAACUAAAUCAAGCCAAACAAUUGGGAAUCACCCAACCUGAAACAUUUGUUAGGGUCUAUAAACAAAUCUUACCCAUUAUAAACAAUAAUCAAUCAUAUGCCAUCAAGCAUUGGGGUAUUGAUCUCAUUUAUGAGACUUUUAUCAAAAAUAUUUAUCAAAUACGAAAUGUUGAUAAAGUAGAUCUUGCUAUUGACUCUCUUGAAACUUUGACUAUUCUCAUGAAUAUACCUAUAACUAUCCAACAACAACAGCAGCAGCAACAACAACAGCAGCAACAACAACAACAACAACAACAACGGCAAGGUGGUCAAGUUAGAGAAGGGCACGACGUUGAGACUUUUGGCAAGUUGAUUGAUAUCUCAUUGAUUGUUUACAAGUUGGCUUUCAAAUACAUUAGUGAAAAUGACGGAUGUAAUUCACUUUGGAGUAAAUUGACGGAAUUGAAAAACUCAUUGGUUAACAAAUUCCAAUCCAAUUACCCACUAAGUCCAUCAGAUAGUAGUGAACAUGAUUUAAUGAGAAAUAUAAUCACCAAACUUGACCUUUUAAAAUUCUUGAUGACGGUGAUUGAUUUCCAAUCAAAGACCCUGGUUAUUGGUGAACCAAUUUCCAAACCUGGAUUUUCAUUAAAUGAUGUACCACCAGAUCAUUCAUUGAUCAAGUAUGAAAAUAUGGAAUAUGAGUCGCGACAAUUGUUGACAAUGGUUUUAAAAGUGUUUUAUUUGGAUAUUAUUAUACCACCAUUGGUAACUGCCACUUUAAACCACUGUAUAAUCAUAUUAAAAAAGAAACCUCAAUUGGCAAUGCAAUUACUAGCAGCAGUUGAACAAUAUGAUUCCAACUCGAAAAAGCAAUCAAAUUACCAAUCAGUCGAUGAAUUCAAAUUGGCAAGAAAAUAUGUUGAUAGAAAUAUUAGAAUCUUUCUCACUUAUGCAAAGAGAAACUCAUUGAUCCCACCCAAUAUGAAACCUGCACUCGAAGGUCAGAUUUCUGUUUUAACUGAAAGAGGAGUUGAUUUGAGAAAGAAACAUGUACUUUCCAUUGAAGACAAGAGUAUUAAAAAGAGACCAUUUGAAGGAUUUCAUAAUCCUUCGAAAAAGAUCAAGAUUAUGGACUAUAAACACUUGUAUACUCUCAAUGAUCCAGCCGAUAAAUUGAAUGAGUUUGAUUUUAGCACUGUCCCAGCACAAACUUGUGCUAGAGUGGUGGUGAAUGCAUUGCAGAAGGCAUCGGUAUCGAGAUUGACCAAGGCAUUGGAAAUUGUUGGUGAUCGAUACAAGGCAGCUCUAGUUCAACCAAUUACUGUAAAGCAAGAAAAGUUUGAUCCAUUGUAUGCUAAUGGUGUAGGACCAGAUGUUAAUGCUAAUGCUGGGGCCAUCUCAGUGAAGAAAGAGUUUCCUAAUGGCAACGAAGACGAUGAAGAUGAUUUCGGUGAUUAUGACAAUGAUCAACAAGAGGAUCCAUCCUUCACUUUAGCGCCACCAGUGGAAUUAUCAUUUAAUGAAAAAAAGACCCACGUUUCAAUUAUUAUUGACAAUUUCUUCAAGCUUGCAAAAAUUAACAACAACAGUACCACCCCAACAAAUGAAACCACCAAACCUGAAGUCAAGCUGGAACACCCUGACUCUAUAAAUAAAGUCCUAACCGAUGUUGCUAUCAAAUCAUUCAAUAAAGAUACUUGGGUCCUCCUUUUAACAAGGUUAGCCACUAGAGGCAUGAGAACAAUUGCUGAGGAAGAUGGAGUCGAGGACAAGGUCCCCGAUGAUCAAAAUAAACAAGAUAUGGGAACCAUGAUCCGUGACGCCAUUUUCAAGUAUUUUAUUGAAAAUAUUCAUGAUCGGGUCGACGUUGUUAUUGAAUGGUUAAAUGAAGAAUGGUUUAGUGAGCAAACGUUUCAACAAAAUAGAAUGAAACAGCUGGGGAAAACUGAGACCAAUGUCAAUGGAAAUGGCGCUGGAGGAGGUACUACUGACACUACUGGAGCCGGUUCCAAACUCUUGCUGUCACAAGUACCUACCCCCAUCUACUACAAAUGGGCAAACAAAGUACUCGAUUCAAUGAUUAACUACUUGGAACCAAAAGAUAAGCGUAUUUUCCUCAGAUUGCUUAGUGAUUUACCAAUGUUGAAUGAAGAAAUGUUGACCAAGAUUAAAUCGCUUUGUUUUGAUCCUGCUAGAUCAAGUAUUGGAUUCUUGUCAUUGCAAUUCUUGUGCAUGUAUCGACCUCCUGCAAAGAGCAUUUGUGUCAAGAUUUUAAACGAGUUGAGUGAGAGUGAUCAAGCUGAUGUGAGCGAGGAAGCCAAGAGGAAGUUGAGUAGACUAUGA
Lodderomyces parapsilosis is the source of this 2376-nucleotide messenger RNA. Its product is annotated as RNA-processing protein. The coding region runs from base 1 to 2376 and encodes 791 amino acids. The transcript has a single exon. Gene Ontology annotation, cellular component: mRNA cleavage and polyadenylation specificity factor complex. NCBI's taxonomy places the organism in Eukaryota, Fungi, Ascomycota, Pichiomycetes, Serinales, Debaryomycetaceae. The record is from RefSeq and is a predicted model, not a curated record.